Salvia miltiorrhiza (redroot sage) is the source of this 1716-nucleotide messenger RNA. RefSeq names its product CBL-interacting serine/threonine-protein kinase 11-like. The transcript has a single exon. NCBI's taxonomy places the organism in Eukaryota, Viridiplantae, Streptophyta, Magnoliopsida, Lamiales, Lamiaceae. Gene Ontology annotation, molecular function: ATP binding; protein kinase activity. The record is from RefSeq and is a predicted model, not a curated record. The coding region runs from base 207 to 1460 and encodes 417 amino acids. Gene Ontology annotation, biological process: protein phosphorylation; signal transduction.
AGAGAAGAAGGGGUGUGAAGCAGAAGAAAGGCCGCGAAAAACUCAGAACCUCUAAUCCCAUCCCCUCUUUGUCUCUAAAUAAGCAGACAUAAACGAAGGCAUCAACCCAUCCUCUUCCUUCGUUCUUUCCCGGCAAAUUUCUCCGCCAAACAUCUCAAAAAUUAUUUGAAUCUCCUCUUCCUCCCAAGAGGCCUCGGGGCUUUCCCAUGACGGCCGCUAUGGCUGUGUCGUCGGAAAGCGCACUCUUCCAAAAAUACGAGCUUGGCCGUCUCCUCGGCUGCGGCGCCUUCGCCAAAGUGUAUCUAGCCAGGGACGUGGCCACCGGCCAGGACGUCGCCAUCAAGGUCAUCCACAAGAGCAGGCUCAAAAACGACGCCAAUCUCAUCGCCAACAUCAAGCGCGAGAUCUCCAUCAUGAGCAAGCUCAGCCACCCCCACACCGUCCGCCUCUUCGAGGUCCUCGCCACCCGCAACAUCAUCUACAUCGUGCUCGAGUACGUCAGGGGCGGCGAGCUCUUCGCCAAGGUCGCCAAGGGUCGCUUCUCCGAACCUCUCUGCCGGAAAUACUUCCAGCAGCUCAUUGCCGUCGUCAGCUACUGCCACUCCCGCGGGAUCUACCACCGCGAUCUGAAGCCCGAGAAUCUGCUGCUCGAUGAGAAGGAGAAUUUGAAGGUCUCUGACUUCGGCCUCAGCGCGCUUAGGGAGCAGGUCCACGCCGACGGCCUCCUGCACACGCUCUGCGGCACGCCGGCGUACGUCGCCCCGGAGAUCCUCGCCAAGCGAGGCUACGACGGCGCCAAGAUCGACGUGUGGUCGUGCGGUGUCAUACUGUUCGUGCUCGCCGCGGGGUACCUGCCAUUCAACGAUCCGAAUCUGAUGAACAUGUACCGGAAGAUCUACAAGGGGGAAUUCCGGUGCCCUAAGUGGAUGUCACCGAGCCUCAAGCGGCUGCUGUCGCGCCUCCUCGACACCAAUCCGAAUACGAGGAUCACCAUGGACGAGAUCAAGCGCGAUCCGUGGUUCGCCAAGGGCUACAAAAAUGCCAAGUUCCAGGAAAUUGAUUAUAAUUUCGGCUUUGCCGAGGACAAGAGACCGGUGGAUCUGAACGCUUUCGACAUAAUCUCCUUCUCCUCGGGGUUGGAUCUCUCCGGUUUGUUCCAGGAGAAGCACACAUCGUUCGAAGACGUGGAGCGGCUGACGGUGGAGGAGCCGCCGGAAAAGGUGAUGGAGAAGGUGGUGGAGGCGGCGAAGGCGGAGGAGGGGCGGGUGAAUCUGAGGAAGAAGAAGGAGUGGGGCGUGGAGUUAGAGGGGCAGAAUGGUAAUAUCUUAGUGGGAAUGGAGGUGUACCGGUUGAGCGAGAGGUUUGCAGUUGUGGAGGUGAAGACCAAGAGCGGCGAAUCCAGGUUGUGGAAGGACAAAAUUAGGCCACUGCUUCUGCAGGAACCCAACGUCAGUUGUUAGGGGAAUUCCAAAAUGUAAAUCAAACAUGUAAAAAUGUAUAGGAAAGGCCCUCGACUGUCUUUGUAUUAUUGCGUCCGCCGCCGAUCGCCACCGGACAACCACCGGAGUCCAGAUUAUCCCAACCAUCUGCUGUCGAGAUGCGUCUGAUAGGUAAGGUGAAUUUGCUAUUUAGUUGAACGAUGAAAACAAUAUGUAAAUUGCUAUCCGAUUGUAAUAUUUUACAUUGUUAAUAUAAUACAUAUGUGUAUUAUGUACA